CGCCAGCGUACGAUCCAGCCAUCGAUGAGGAAGUGUACUGAAGCUGCUGUGUGGAGGAACACAGACAAGUAAGCAUCUCCUCUCUGUAGUUCCCGGAGGGAGCGUCACGCAUCAAAACGCGCGGACUGGUGACCAUAUCGUAAUGGGAAUUACCGGGAUGUCAAGGGAAUAAUAUCAGAAAUCAUGUGCCUUAUCGGCACCAAGUCGGUGCCACUUGAGCGGUAAGGUUUUUGGAGAGAAAGGAGGAGGAGACGUAGACAGCCUGGCAGACAGGUGCGACUCCACACAGCCCGUUUUAUUUUCUCUCGGUCCUAUAAUAAGUAGUAGGAGCCAUGGAUACCCGCAAGGAAAACAAGGCAAGAAAAGCCAUGAAACCCAAAACGACGAAGCGAAAAGAGAAGAAAUACAAAACCGGGAAGUUUAUCAGGAGGAAAUCGCUGCGAUCUUUUGGGAAUUUCAUGGGAAGGAUCCUCAAAACUUUAGGCACUUUGGCGCACUUUGGCGACGCGGAACCACCGGACGCGGAGGACGACGACGGCGGCUUCGGCCAAGGCGAUUCUGGGGGUUUCAAAGACGACAGCUUGCAGACCUCCAGAGAGGGAACCGUGAAGAAGUGCUCCACGGCGUCCUCCUCUCACGGCUCGGUGAAAGACAGGCUGUCGUGGUGCUACGGCGACAAGACCCCCGGGGUGCUGGGGCUGAAGAACCACGGCAACACCUGUUUCAUGAACGCCGUGGUCCAGUGCCUCAGCAACACGGACCUGCUGGCCGAGUACCUCGGGCUGGAGCAGUACAAGUCGGAUCUGUGCCACAGGAGGGUGAACGGGGAGCUGAGAGGCGAGGAGCCGCAGACCGCCAGAGGAGAGGUGACCGAGCAGCUGGCGUCGCUGGUUCGAGGGCUGUGGACGCUGGAGUACACCCCGCAGCUGUCUGUGGAGUUCAAGAGCAUAGUGGCCAAGUACGGCUCUCAGUUUCGGGGAAACUCUCAACAUGAUGCCCUCGAGUUCCUCCUUUGGCUUUUGGACAGAGUUCAUGAAGAUGCUAAUCACAGCCCCAACAACACUAACAGCAGCAGCAGCAAGACCAAAGCCAACGCUAAGGGACCCAGUUCACUGGAGGAUCCUUCCAGUCCCAGUUCAGCCAGCACACAACAGCCUCGAGAUCGACAUAGUUUUGUCCAGGAACACUUCCAGGCUCAGUACAAGUCUUCUCUGACGUGCCCUCAUUGCCUUAAGCAGAGCAACACCUUCGACCCAUUUUUAUGUAUCUCCCUGCCUAUCCCCCUACGACAAACCAGGCCGAUGUGUGUGACGCUGGUGUUCAGUACGAAGGGUCAGAGGUACCUGCGGGUGGGGCUGGCUGUACCUCUCUUUGGUUCCCUGUCCUGCCUGAGAGCCAUGGUGGCAGAGGAGGGCAACAUCUCCCCAGACCAGGUCAUCCUAUCAGAGGUGUACUCCACGGGUUUCCAGCGUUCCUUUUCAGAUGAUGAUGACCUGACAUCAAUUGCUGAUAGCGACGUCAUCUACGCCUUUCAGGCUCCUUCCCUCUAUAGUCGUGGAGGCUCCGCACCACACUCAGGGUAUCACCACAGCCUCCCCUCCUCCCCCUGCACCUCUGCGGCUGGACCCGAUGGUCAGAAGUUACCUCCGUCAGGCACCCUCUCCUCUGAAUACCUGAACCAGGGCAGCUCCACAAAGGUCCUCCUCGUCAUCUGCAACACAGCAGGAUCUGGCCAGCAGGCUGUCAGGUUUGGACCUCCAUUUCUCAUGCGUGAGGACAGGAGCAUCUCCUGGGACCAGCUUCAGCAGAGCAUCCUCAGCAAGCUCUAUUAUCUGAUGCUGAAUGGAUCUCAGGCUCAGAAUGCUGGGGUGCUGUUCAAAAUCAGAGUAGUGGGAGGAUCAGCAGCCUACAGCUACCUGUCCCCAAAGGACAGCAGGCCUCUGUACCACCCUGCAGUUGACAGAGCUCUGAAGUUCUGCGGCCCUGGAGGACCUCCUCACCUGAAGGUUGUCAUCGAGUGGGAGAGCAAGACUAAAGAAUGUCUAUUUGGCAGCAUUCAAGAAGAGGUGGUCAAGGAUGCGGAGAGUGUGAGGAGCCAGCAGCAGCAGCAUCUUCAGCAGCAUAGCUGUACCUUGGACGAGUGCUUUCAGCUGUAUACCAAAGAAGAACAGCUUGCCCCAGAUGAUGCCUGGAAGUGCCCCCACUGUAAGCAGCUUCAGCAGGGCAUGGUGAAGCUGAGCCUGUGGACUCUCCCUGACAUACUGAUCCUCCAUCUCAAGCGCUUCCGACAGGUAGGCGAGCGGAGGAACAAGCUGUCAACCCUGGUGCGUUUCCCCCUGACUGGUUUGGACAUGGCCCCCCAUGUGGUAAAGAGGAGUCAGAGUAUGAGGAACCUGAACUCAGGGGCCUGGCCACCGCCCUGGAAGUUGGCUUCAGGCCAACACCACCAACCUGCUGACAUGAUCCUCCCCCACGACUAUCUGUAUGACCUCUACGCUGUGUGUAACCACCAUGGAGGAAUGCACGGAGGACAUUAUACUGCUUACUGUCGGAAUUCAGUGGACGGACAGUGGUAUAGCUACGAUGACAGCAGCGUAGACUUGGUGCCAGAGGAAGAAGUAUGCACCAGAGGAGCCUACAUCCUUUUCUACCAGAGACGCAACACCAUUCCCCCGUGGUCGGCCAAUUGCUCCGUCAGAGGAUCCACAAGUUCAUCAAUGUCAGACCACUGGCUAAUCCGGCUGUCAGGGGAUAGUAAGAGAGGCAGUCUGGUCUCUCGAUCCUCCACUACCUGCCCAUCUUCAUUACCUGACUCGCCCGAGUCUCCGGUCUUCCUUGAAAAUGGUUCUAAACAGGAAAGAGGGGGGUUUGAGAGCAGGCCAUUUAUCAGGGGUCUUCAGGGACGCAGCGUGAGCAUGAGAGCCCCCAGCAAGCCAAGGGACACCCUGAGCAAAGUGUUUCCCCUGCGCUGGUCCUUUGGUUCAAAGGACAUACGUAAACCUGAACAAGUGCCUCCAUCUGUUCAAGAUCCUGCCCCUGUGGAGCUCGUACAGUACCUGGAAUCUGGCCGGCGGCCCAGGUGCACAAAGGAUCCAAUAGUGACGUUGAUGAGCGAGCCACGCAUCACAAAGGCAGCUGCUGAGGGCCGGUCCUCAACCAAUGUCCGAUCUUCCAGUGUUGGGAGCUUACAUUUUAUGAAUAAGGCAGGGGAUGAGCUGCCACCUGAGUCCCCACAGGUCCCAGAGGGCCAGAGGAGGUCAUCAGAUAAGACCGCCAGCUUGAGACGCAGGAAGGGGAGCCAGACAAGAGAUGAGAGCACCACCAAUAUCAGCAGUAGCUCUAGCAGUAACACCCUCACCAGGAGGAAGGACGCCAGGAAGCAAAGCUCCUCCAAAGCUUCCCAGGAUACUACUGAGACAAAAAGGAGUUCCAGUUCUGGAGUUCAGCCCAGCUACAGCACUCCUAGCCUUCAUGAUGGGACCCUGAGGAGACAAAAAGGGGACACAGGGUCUGAUAGGGAACACCGCGGUGCAUAUGAAGGAAACUCUAAGACCAAGAAAGGAGAAGUACCCAAGAGCCAUGAGGGACUGCUCUCCUCCUUCUUUAAAGGUAACUUCCUUAAGAAGGAUAAGGACUCAAGGAAGUCCAAGGAGGGUGAGUCAGGGAAAGGAGGAGUUGAGGAAGGAGGCAGGAGGACUCUCUCUAGGCUGUCACUGUCUAACGGAGCAGCAGGAGGAGGAACUGGGGUGGAAGGAGGCAGGUCUAAUGGCUCUGGCCACUUGGGCGAUGAGCUGUCAAACGGGAAGGUGGGCCGAACCACGGCGGAAAUCAAGCGCUCCCAGAGCUCCUCCAACAUCCCCACCAAAGCAGAGCAUAGCAUGCGUAGGACAGCAUCUCUGCAUCGUAACGGGAUGUCUACAGCCCCAGCACCAUCACGCAGCCUGACAGCAGACAAACCGUCUUACGGCACCCUGCAGAGGACUCGUUACAGCACGACCUCGCUGGGACGCAAAAGGACAGUCCCAGAGUCCAGCUUCUGACACAGAGAUAUUCAACACAUCCAUUCCAUACACACACACAAAGCCUUUUAUAUGUCAUAAAGUGAAUGAUGUCCAGUCUCAGAGAUCAAAGCAAUAGAGCUCCAUUCAGAGUGAUACGCCUUUUUGUCCCCGGAGAAUGACCUGGCUCAAGUGGCCUGCACCAUGGAGUUGAGAGACACGGAGUAAAGGAAGGAUCCUUGCUGGGAUAUAAAGAGAAGAAUGAAAUGAGAUCCAUCAAACAUCAGACGGAGUCCAUUUGUAUUCAUUUUUUUUAUUACUUCAAACAAGUGCCUGAGCAACUAAUAUGCAGUUUAGACCAAUGAGUUUGUCUGUUUAGCACUGGAGGCAAGAAAUCUCACACACACACACACACACACACACACACACACACACACACACACACACACACACACACACACACAAGCAUGUUAUCCGCAUUUGUGUCUUAUUACUGUAGUGUGAGUGUCUGAAUUCAUCACUACAUUUUGAAUUAUCUUGGUUGUGUGUCACACUGAUUGUGUUCAUUUAUAAGAAUGUAAUGGGUCCACUUGAUUAAUGGUUGUGUUUUGAGGCUGCAGUUUGCGAUUAACAUAAUUUUAUUUUUGUAUCUUUAAUCUGUUAAAUGUUUAUUUAAAAUUCAGGAUGACUUUACACACACAGCAGUGUUUUUAGAAAGCAUUGACAUGUCCCCAUGCGACCCAGAUUGCAGCUGUUGUUUAUUCCAUGUUAAAGAUUAUAAGGACAAGUAACACUUUAUUUGUCUACUGUGAAGUGUAAUAUUAAUGCAAUAUCCACUCUUAGAAAAUGUUUUGCACCUUUUUAUAUAACAUCAAUUAUCCAUAUUUAAUACAUUCAUGCUGUUUAUUUUCAUCUUCAAUUUUGGUGUAACCACUCUAUUUCUCCUAGUUUAUGAUUUCCUGUGUCAUGGAAGCCGUUGCAUUUACUGUAGCUGUGGGAUAUGGGAAUGCAGAAUGUGGCUGCAUCUCAUGCUGUUUUAUUGAAGCUGUGGUUGUACGUAACUGUCUAAAAAAUACUCCUUUCUCUUUGAUUGUGAGGGGUUUUCACAAGAAUCUGACAUACAUUUUUACAAUCAAUUUUCACUGUAGCAGAGCUUGAAGUAUUGCACCCUGAUAUUGACCGCAUCUGGCCAGUUAACUGGAAAGAAAGAUACUCCACACAACCCCAAAAUGGAUUCUAAAAUGCAAGAUACAAAGAGUGUCAGUGUUUUAGGGUGGGGUUUUUCCUUUAAUUAUGCCUAGUCUGAACAAUCUACAUACAGAUAUAUGUAUUUUCUUUUUAUUUAUGCAUUUGCUGUGUGUUUUCUUUUAGUUAACACAAGCUACUAGUACUAAUUAGCUGUCAACACUAACUGAGAAAUGUGCCAAGAAGAUCCCUCUAAGUGUCUGUUUGUUCAGCACAAUCCAUCCCUUGUUACAAAUGUAAUGUAAUAAAAUGUACAGUCCCUCUGACACUAAGCUCCGCCCAUGGCCCCACCCCCAAGGUUGUGAUUUUAAAUCUUCCAUACUAAUCAGUGAGAACUGUAAUGUUGCAGUUAUUUUGUGAAUCCGGCAUAAUGAAGGUUUUUCUGUGCACUUUGUCUUUUCACAGGUUAGAGUAUGAUGAUAAAUUAUGACAGUAUUUAUGUCCUGUGAGCCUGAGUUAUACUCUGCAACAUUUAUUUUGGACUCUAUGGACGCACAUGCAAGCAUAUUUAAUUUAAUUUAGUUCAAUCUGUUUUAUUUUUACUUUACUACCUUUUUUUCAAUAUGCAUGGGCUUCACAUCUACAUGGUUAGUUUUUUUACUUGUAUGUAAUACUUAGUGACCCAAUUGGUGACUAUUCACUAGCCUGCUUCUUAUUCUGGUCAAACUAUGACGGUAUAACAUGCUGGCUGGACCUCCUCAUAUGCUGCUGCAGUGAUAUUUCAAUGUUGUAUGUGCACAGAUAUUUCCCAUGAUGCCUUCUCAGGCUCUACACAUGUAUGGCCCCUCAUUAAUAUUUGCACAGUGCUGAGAUUUCUUUUGCACUUUACACAUAAGGGGAUCUCUUAAGUAAAUAGCACUACUGCUAAUGCUAAACUCAAGGGCAUAGCUGUUUUAAAAGAAAUCUGUCAUCUUGCAAACAAUUUACUGACAGGGUUAUAUGUAUAUGUUACAUAUCUUUGUAUUUAUGUUGGGAAGCUGCUUUUGCUCACUUCUCACCAACAAUAAACACAUUAGAAUAUUGACCCUGAAGUAGGUGGUAAUGGAAAACAUACAAUAUAAUAUAAGUUCAUUAAGAUAUAUAAGUAAAAAUAGUAAAAGCACCAUAUCACCCUCAGACAUACUGUAGCUGUGUACAACUAAGUCGUCAACAUGUGUUGAUGGUGUUUUCACCCUCAUAAUCCAGUUUGUUAUUAAAGAUCAAGGACAUUGAAUAACCCUCAGCAUUUGUAAGCCUUCUCUAUGGCUUCUGUUCGUCAUCUGCUGAGAUGUGCGACCUUCAGCUGCAUUCAAGUAAACUAAGAAAACUGUCUAGCAUUCAAACACAAUACCAACAGCCUUUUAUUGCCCCGCCGGAUGUUCCGCCAGACAUCCCUCACCUUCCGCUCUCUGUGUUGCCGAUCUCAAACUGUUCAUUCGGGAAACGACAAGAACCUUUGAGCUAGCAAGCUACACACUGAAAAUGGAAAGUUUUGUAGAAAAUUUGGAUCGUGCAACAAGUCAGCUUGUUUUUUUCAGAGAACUAUUCUAAAGAUUUACAAAGAAUGUGUUUACGGCAUUUACUAUCUAAUUGGGAUGUAUUGGGACUGAUUGGUGGGGAUCGCUAUGGACGAAAUACACACUGCAAUACACUGGUAAGAGAAAAUUAUGUUUAGCAAAUUUAGCUCACGUUACUGUAUUGUGUGAACACUUUCCAUUUAAUAUUGUAUGUGCCGUUUUCUUUUGCGGGGUGCAAAUGUUCCACCAAAACAAGUUCCUUCGCGAGACUAUGUUGCAGAGCCACCCUGGCCGCGUCCGUAGCUUAGCACCACCCAAGGCGAUUGUGAUUGGUUUAAAGGAACACCAACAACCCAGAGCAUUUUUUUCUCCUAUCCUGGAAAGUAUUUGUGGUAGAGCCAGACCUUACUCCACAGCGCUGUGGAGAUAGGUCUGGCAUUGUAAGACUAGCAACUAUGUAAAAAACAUCAACUGAACUCUGCCAUGUCGUGGUGUAGCACAUUUGAAUGCUUAUGUAUAAUAUUUGACAUUGAAUAUCGUGCUUUUUUAUUCUGUUUACAAAAGCAUAAAAUCAGCCCUGGAAAUCUCCACUGACUCAGUCUAUAUACAAAAUAACCCCACAUGAGAUUUAUCAAUUUUUAUUAAUUUGUUUCAAAUGCUGUGUUUUGUUUAAAGCUUGUCACAUUGCAACAAUUGGAUCUCACAAUAUUAAUACUAGACAAACUGUACCAAGCAGUAUCACAGUUACACUUCAGAAUAAACAAACAUGUUAUUGGGAAGCAUAUUUAUUGAUUAAAAUCAAAAGCGGCAGACUUUAUUAUGAAAGCAGUUCAUCCGUAUGUAGCUCAUCGCUUCAUUGCUUUAUGUACACAUUGAACACUUGAAUUAACAUUUUCUCAUGUUUCCGCAUUUAGGCCUUUAUUUGUACAGGACAGCUGAAGACAAGAAGGGGGAGAGAGAGGGGGGGAAUGACAUGCAGCAAACGGCCGCAGGGAAGAGUCGAACCCGCGGCCGCUGCGUGAAUGUUUGAAUUGCCCCUACAGUGUACAGAAACUUUCAACAACACCCAUAAAUCUUCUUAGAAAUGACUUUUUCAAAUUUGUCUGUGCACAGAUGGCAUCAUCGUUUCACAUUUGUUCAGUUUGACUCACUUUGCAGAGCAGGAUGACUAUCCUUUAAUAGCUACCGAAUGUCGCUACUCUUUUCAUGUCCAAAUCUAAAAAGGUUUUAUUGAAAAUGAAUUAAUCUUCCUGCAGACAUUAGUCACAGCUUUAGAUAAUCAUACACUGUCUGGUACAUUAUAACCCCGAUUUUGAAGCUGUUGGUUGGAAAAGGCUUUUUACUUUAUUCCUACGAGUGGAGCGAGUCUCAAGUGACUAUAAGCAAUAAUAAUUGAAUGUCUUAUUCAUUUGUGUUGAUCCCCAAAUUUUGACUCUGAAAUUCUGUUAGUAAAACAUAUGACAUGGGCAGAUAUUGAGGAAGUCAAGCACAACAGUUGUUCUCCAAAUAGAAACUUAACAUUGAACACACUGUUAAAACCACAAAAUUGGAUGCUUUGUUUUCUCCUUAGAAUGUCAAGAGGGAUUGUUGGUGACUUUGUUUUGACAGCGGCUGCUAAUUGACUGUCCCCAACUAUGAGUUUACUGAGCCUUAUAAAUGGAUUUACAAAGACUGCCAUUUUCAAUCGGAGAUUGGGUGGUAGCACAUUCUACAAAAGCAAGGCUGCAAUCACUUUCAUCACAAUCACAAAUAAUAACACAUUGCAGCUUGUGCAGUCAAUAGCCAAGCUCCCCUCUACCAACAGUGACAAAAAACAGCUGUGGCUUUCUAUUACCAAACAAAAUAAUCAAUCUUUUUAGAAUCUGGUCUGUAGUGAUGCUCAUACUGAAAUAGUGUGCUUUUUCUUUAAUGUAUGGGAAAACAAUACUGUUAGUGUAUUGUACCAAAAGGAAGAAAGAAGUAUUUGACGGAAAAUGAAAAACUCAAACUCAACCAACAGUUUCUUUGACUUCUAUAUAUCUGAGCGACCCUUAUGUUAUUAGUAUAAUGGUUAUGAUUACAGUUCAGAAGAAAUCAUUUUAGACACUGGCCAAAAUCGAUUACGUUCAUUUUUUUUUUUUACAUUUUUCUGAAAAGCUACAAACUUCAUCUAGUAUAAAACAUAAGGCCAAAGUCUCUGUCCUGUCAUUCAGAAGUAGCAGAUAAUCACUGAUACAAAUGAAAUAAAUUCAGAUCAAUGCUGAAGUAAAAUAAAAUUGAAUUAUAGGGACACAAAGUCUGUAUUGAAUUAUUCAUGUAUAUGUUUGAUGUUUGUUUUGUUGUUGCAUGGGUCAAUCAACAUUUGGCCACAUACACACAAUGUGAACAUACUCUUCCAAAACUGAGCACUGCUGUGUUAACAUGAUGUAUUGUGAAAUGUGGAUUAAAGAUGGUUUUAUAUGCGAUUUUUCUAAAUUUGAUUAAAAACUAAUCUGUAAAUAUAUUUGUGGAUACCACAUUUGUGGAUAUAUUUCUGGAACUCUGUGCAGGUGUGUGUGAGAGAGAAAAUGAGUGAACAAAUAAGCUUAUUAUCAUGCUGUCAACCUGUGGAGUUGAAUGCCAAGGUAUCUAACUGAACUCACAUGCAGUGUAUUCCAUGUUUUGCAUCGUGGCAAGGGUGUAACAAGUAUGCUUUCACUGUAAAAACAACAGUUUCUGCCUGUAUUGCCUUCUGUACAUGAUGGUAUAUUGUUUUAUUUUUCAAUACAACAAAUUAAAAGGUAUUAUUUAUGA
Messenger RNA from Perca fluviatilis (European perch), 9511 nucleotides. It is a transcript of the gene usp43a, whose product is annotated as ubiquitin specific peptidase 43a. Lineage: Eukaryota; Metazoa; Chordata; Actinopteri; Perciformes; Percidae. Gene Ontology annotation, biological process: protein deubiquitination. The record is from RefSeq and is a predicted model, not a curated record. Bases 333 to 4040 code for a protein of 1235 amino acids. The transcript has 16 exons. Gene Ontology annotation, molecular function: cysteine-type deubiquitinase activity.